UGCAGCAGAGGCAGCAGCAGCUGAGGAGCGGGGCCGCCGGUCCCCGUCUGCAGGGCUCUGACUCAGGAGACCAGCGGAGGGGACACGGCGGGCUCCUCUGUCAGCUGCCGGUCAGUCUGCUCUCAGGUCGCGACUGCAGGUCUGAAACGCUCGGGCGCGGUUUCGGUUCGGAUCUGCAGAUGAUGCGAGGAGGAGGAGAAGAAGAAGAAGAAGAAGCAGGUGUGCUGCCCGGAUUUCUCCUGAAGACGUUCGCCUCAAAGGGUUAAAGUGGGAGGCAGGCGCCGCUGUUGUUGGUUGUCACUUCCGGGUGAUGAAUAGGCAGAUCACAUCCCCCCGGUGAAGGAAGAAGAAGAAGAAGGUCCAGGGAGAAGUUCGUCAGCAUCGAUGCUCCGCGCGGUCGGGAUGGAGGAGUUUGUCACGGAGGAUGAGGAGCCGUGGUACGACCAGCGGGACCUGGAGCAAGACCUGCACUUGGCAGCGGAGCUCGGCAAGACUCUCCUGGAACGCAACAAGGAGCUGGAGGACUCCCUUCAGCAGAUGUACAUCAACAACGAGGAUCAAGUGCAAGAGAUAGAGUACCUGUCCAAGCAGAUGGAAAUGUUGAGGGAGAUGAACGAGCAGCACGCAAAGGUGUACGAGCAGCUGGACGUGACCGCCAGGGAGCUGGAGAUCACCAACGAGAAGCUGGUGCUGGAGAGCAAGGCCUCGCAGCAGAAGAUAGACAGGUUGACGGGCACCAUGGAGACCCUGCAGGGUCAGGUGGACGGUCUGACAGCCCGGGUGGAGGAGCUGCGAACUCUGGAGGAGCUGAGGGUCCACAGGGAGAGGAAGGAGCGCCGCAAGACCGUGCACUCCUUCCCCUGCCUCAAAGAGCUCUGCACGGCACCGAGGUAUGAGGACGGUUUCCUGUUGGCCAACCCGGGCAGCGUCGACCUGGCUGAGCGACGGCCGGAGGAGGAAGAGAACGAGCGCCUGAGGGACAUUGUCUCGUCCCUGCGCUCGGCCAUGGUCACGGAGCGGUCCAAGAGGGAGGGCGCUGAGCGGGAGUGUUCUGCCGUGCUGCAGGAGUUCGAGCGUCUGGAGCAGCGUCUCUUGGGGGCCGAGGGCUGCCAGCUAAGGGUUCGGGAGCUCGAGGCCGAGCUCCAGGAGAUGCAGCAGCUGAGGAAGUCCAGGAUGUGCCUGAUGGCGGGCAUGGAAGACGGCCUUGAGACGCUGCUCAACAACGGCCCCGAGACGGACACCCCGGAGGUGUGCACGGAGCUGGAGGAGGGCGGUGAAGGAGGCGCCGGAGAGGCAGGGAGCACGGGGCAACAGGGCGGCCCGGUGAGGAAGAGCUGCAGCGACACGGCUCUGAACGCCAUCUCAGCUCGGGAUGCUUCAGGCCGUCGUCAGGGCAGUUACGCCAUGCACGCCAACGGGGUGCGCAAGCGGGGCAUGUCCAUCCUGAGGGAGGUGGACGAGCAGUACCACGCCCUGCUGGAGAAGUACGAGGAGCUGCUGGGGAAAUGCCGGCGUCACGAGGAGAGUCUGUGCCACGCCGGGGUGCAGACGUCGCGGCCCGUCUCCAGGGACCCGUCCAUGAAGGAGUACAGCAUGGUCUCCGCGGGGCCCUCGGCAUGCGGGGCGGCCGCCGCGCCCCCCACGCCCCCCCAGACCCCCUCCACCCCGGAGGCGCUGGAGGGGAUCAGCAGGCAGGUGGAGCAAGUGGACAAACGGCUCAGCCAGAACACGCCCGAGUACAAGGCGCUGUUCAAAGAGAUCUUCUCCCGCCUGCAGAGGACCAAGAGUGACGUAAACUCCACCAAGAGAAAGACGAAGUGAGCGUGAGUCAGUCUGACACCACGUGACUGAUCUUAACUGACCUCAGUGUGUGACGGCCCAUGACCGUAAGGGUGGAUGAUGAAUGGUAACAGGCUAUUAACAGGCGAGGCCUCCAAUUGUUUCUAAGCAGGGAUGAAAAGAAACGCCUUUUUUUUUCCUGAGCGACCAUAAUUGGUAAAUAACGAGAACGGAAGGUCUUUUUCUGUCUAAGGACAAUCUAGUAUGUGACCUAGUAUUUGUAGUUGAAAUGAUGUAACUGCCAUUCAUUAUUUAUGUGGGGGGGGGGAAUUAUGAUAAAACAGGGAAAAAAUGCCAAUUACUUAAAAUAUUUGCAGCAUGUUUCUGUCUAAUAAACACUAAGUGCUACAUUGGUCUUAAAAGCAGGAACAAAAAUGACAAGCUUUUGACCGGCUUGAAGAUGAAACAGUGAUACUUAGACUGUGUGUUGAGUUGAGUUGAGUUGGUUGGAUGUUACAAAUCCUUCCAGACAUCUGCCAAAGUUUACUGUGCACAAGUGUUUGGUAGGGGUUCACAUGGUUUAUUGUGGUGAUGGAGAUGCCUCCGUAGUAGUUGUUGACAGCGUGCAAUACAAGCCACACGGGGCCAAUUAUCAGUUUCUUCGUUUCAGGGAUUUGUUUGAUCACUUCAUAAAUUAAAAAAGAAUGACUGUAUAUGAAUCCUAUGGUCCUUUACGUACAGUCAUUGGCUGAACACCAGUGUCGCAUCAUGAAAGUCGUCUUUGUAGUCGUCUGAAAUUUUUUUUCCCCCCGUUAAAAAUACUAAACGUAUCAAUUAAAGUUACUUUAAUUUCAACAAUUCAAACCUACCCGUGCCAUAACUAUUUUGAAUAAAACAGGACACACGUAGGCCCAGUCUGAACACUUUAAUGUGAACACAGGAGCUCAGUCAACUGAAGGUAACACAAGUAGCACACACACAUGGAGCCACACCCGAACCCACAGAGAAGAACACCAGUCCAUGAACGAAGCUGCGGAGAACAAUGCCGUUCACAUACUCAGUGGAGUGUGAUAAUUGUUUUUAUAUAUAGCAACCACUGGUGUCUGGUUGUGGACUGAUGUUUCUCUCUGUUGGUGCAGAGGUCAAUUACAGAGUUUCCCCUCACUGAUGCCGAGCACAGAGGGCUGCCCACGUCAGCAGGAGCAGCAUGUGGUCACACGAGACUGGGAGGCACAGUGAGCAGUGGUGGAAGUUGAACUAGAGAACAACAAAGGUGAGCAGUUUUAAACAGUCCCUGCAAUUCAACCAGAAAGAACUAAAGGUAACAACACUGACAAGACGGCCUCAGAUACUAUAGAGGAGACUGGGCGAUACGAAGCCAGUCGACACGACCUGAUCUAGAGUUGCUACGCCCUAAAAAGAGUUCAUUAAACUGAUAUGAAGAUGGUUUGCAAAUGAUCAAACAGAGCUAACAAUAUAGAUGUCUAUCUAUAUGUAAUGGCUUUUUACAAAUCAUCAAACCUGAAACAAAGGCAUUUAAAAGUCCUUAUUCCCUGCCCGCGUAUUAAUAUCAGUAUAAGUAUUGUUAAAAAACGGCUCAAAAUGAUGGUCUGGCAAAUAUAGUCUGAAGGCAAAAGGCUCUACUAGGUUUUCCCAUUUCUUCCUAGGGGUUCUUGUUAAGGCCACAUGGCUGCUAUAAUACCCUGAUCAGGAGACGGACACGGACACGGACACACACACACACACACACACACACACACACACACACACACACACACACACACACACACACACACACACACACACACACACACACACACACACACACACACACA
Molecule: messenger RNA, 3614 nt
Organism: Scophthalmus maximus (turbot)
Lineage: Eukaryota; Metazoa; Chordata; Actinopteri; Pleuronectiformes; Scophthalmidae
Gene: cdr2l
Product: cerebellar degeneration-related protein 2-like
Exons: 5
Coding region: 385-1821 (478 amino acids)
Source: RefSeq, a predicted model, not a curated record